GCUCACUACUGGUCAUCUACCGGCCAAACACUCAGGAACGGGUCUGACGUGGAGAAGUACAUGUUUGCGGAACAUCUGGUUCACACCGUUGCAACUUGCGUCCCUGCUGAGCCGCUAGUAUUUUGGCUGCGACCUGCAGCUCUAUAUGUCUCGCUCCGUGAAAGCAGCAUCGAAUGGGUCUACUCAACGCUCAGACCAUGCUGAAGGUGACAGGGAGCGACCGAGAAAACGACAGAAGAUUUCACCCCAACCUCAUUCUGCCUACAGCCCAAGCUUUCAACAGAUCAUACUGGAAGAAAUCGACCUCGAGGUAGCAAUACGCCAACGUAUAGCUCAUACGGUGCAAUCGCGCCUCACAUGGGCACUGCUACUCCAAGAGUCUCUGGACAGGAACGCUGGAUCUCGUUCAGAUGAGUUCCGCACUGCAUCUUUGGACGCUCUGGACGCUAUCGAGGCUCCCUGCGACCUCCUUUUCAAUCGGGACAUCAGGCUAGCCCCCCAGCCCCUUCACCGUCCGGCAAGCAUUCCCCCUCCCCCCACUCUUCCAUCUACGGAACUGUCUUCCCUACCUCUACCCAACCUCCCUUCGCGAUCUACACGCACCCGCGGCCCACCCCGCGCUGCACCCGCCCCCCGCGAGCGCCUCCUCUACAUCCGCAACACCGCGACCGACCCCCCAGAAGUUGCCAAGCUCGCCUGCCAUGUCUGCGCACGCUCCGACUUCUCGAGCUUGCAGGGCCUGCUCAAUCACUGCCGCCUGCGGCACCAGAUCGAGUACGGCAGCCACGACGAGUGCAUGCAGAGCUGCGCGGUGCUCGUGCCGCAGCAUGAGCGCGACUGGGUGGUUGCGUGCGGGAUUGAGGUGGGCGGGGUGAGUCUGCCGAGCUUGAGACGACUGUUCGAGAUUGCCGUCGGUGCGGGCGAGGGCUUGGCCCUACCGACGAGAAGACCAUCCCCUGCAGUUGCACCAAAACCUGAAGCGGCGCUGGAGGAACCUUCGGCCUCUACAGAAACAGCGAAAGUGCAUGAACAGGCUCCGAAGGAGAUUUCACAGUCAAGCGCACACGUUACGAAGACUUUGGGAUAUCACGCCGAUACUCCUGCGCUCGCGCCUUUCCUCGGUCGUGUACCGAAGAAGAGAUGCAUCAACGUCCGCGCUAACGAAGACGAGGUUGUGGAUAUCGGAGAUACUUCUGGAGGCUCUGGCCUACACGCGCGACAUGUCUGGCGCAAGCCAUAUGCGCACCGGAACAUCGCUCGUAAGGAGUUAGAUGAAAUCGUCCCGCUCAGUACACUGCCCGACAACGUCCCCGCGGAAGACCGGGCACCCGAGAGUAAAUCUCGGCCUGAGGAAACGGAUGGUAAAGCGAGCUCUGCACUGCAGAUGCUCUCUGGAACCCGGUUUCACAUCAAUGCACGCGUGAAGGUUGCAGACCACAGUCUUUUCCUUCCUCCAAAUCAUCGCCCUACGCAACGUGCGGAUCACACCCACCGGUGGCGACUCACAGUGACCUCUCCUCCAUACAGUCUCCCAAUAUCGUCGAUCCUGCGCACGUUGACCGUCGCUUGUGCGACCGAUCAGCCGCCCGCCACUCUGGUGGAGCCCAUCGUCGUGUCCAAGCCGCCAUUCAUCGUAACGGGUACGGCGGAGAAGCCCUUUCUUGCACGCUUGACGUUUACGUGGGCUGGCACGAUGAACCCCCCCACGGAGAUCGAGCAUUGGGUCGAGCUGGACCCGAUGCACUAUCUCAAUCCUGUAGAGGGCGAUGAGCAGAUGUUCGAUGUCGAGUUGGACCGUAGCACCGAACUUCUCCCCGUUCCCGCUGAUGAUCAGGAGCCCUCUUUGGAGGACAUGCACGACGCGGAUACUGCACCCGAUGCGCGGGAGGCUGCUCAGGCCGAGGAGGAAGUUGAACUUGAAUACGCGAUAAAGCUGCGCACUCUGGUGCCACAGUUCCCAAUGACGCUGAAAGACGUGAAAGGCCGCUUCUCCACCCGCCUGCCGUACACAUUGGCUAACAGCCCGGCCCAGCUCCAGAGCCUUCAUUAUGGUCGUCAGAAGUCCAUCGAGAUGGCUCGCGCCCGUGCAUUACGAGACGCAUAUACCCGUCUCAGCGAGCAGAGCCCCGGCACGGAUCUCAUCCCGCUCACCACCGUGGACGUCUUCCGCUGGCUCGAGGACGAGGGCUUCUAUCCGCGCGCCAGUCCCACGGCUUCACUAUCAGAAUCGCAGAAGCUCGCAAGAUCAUCACGGCGGCAGCGUGGCGCGGGCGCGGGCGCGCACGACGGCACCGCGUUCUGCCGCACAUGCGGCCUGCACCGGACGUACCAUCCCAACGUCGCGGACGAAGACACGAAGCCCGUGGACAUCAAGCCGGCCAUGCUCGGUGCGGCGUUGGAGCGGGGCCUGUGUAUGUCGUUCGCAGGCACAGGCGCGGACGCGGAGCCCACGCGCGCCCCCAUCUUCGACGUCCAUUCCCUGCUCAAAUUUGCCCCGACAAGCGCGGAGGAGCCUGCACCAUACGGGCUCGGCCGCGCGAUCUUCGUGGCGCCCCCGCAAUCUGGGGCUCAGGCUGAAACACCGUUAGGCUCGCCCGCCACGGACUUGGUAUCGGUCGCGGACCCCGCGCUCGUCGUUGCUAUCCAACGCCUCACCAGCCUGCCGCGGCGCCGCCGCAGCGCCCCCGCUCUUGGCCACGAUGACGACGUGCCGGUGGUCGCGCCCGCCCUAGGCUCGAUAAGCACGAUGGCGCGUUCGGCGGCUGCGGCGCACUUGGCGCCGUCGGCCCUCCUCGCGGUCGUGCUCAAGCCGCUCGUGCGGCAGCUGGUCGGCCGCGGAGUCGAUACGCUACGGCAGGACGAGGCCGCGUUGCGUGUUGGUACGGGGCGCCACGAGCGCGCGCGGCGCGCCACCACCGCUGUGGUGGAGGGCCCGCGCAGGGUGCUCGCGCCGUCACACGUCCUGCGCGGGGUGGCGGGCGUCGCGCGGACGGGGACGAGCGCGACAGGGGGCGCGUUGCGCGUGUGCCUUGCGCGGCUGGGCGAACGUUGUGCACCACUAUCACAGGGAGGGGACCCGAUAGACGGGGCGUUUCAUAUAUGGAGCGGGGCGUCUAGUCACCGCUACUUUUGA
Trametes versicolor FP-101664 SS1 is the source of this 3133-nucleotide messenger RNA. RefSeq lists its product as uncharacterized. Gene Ontology annotation, biological process: regulation of DNA-templated transcription. Bases 146 to 3133 code for a protein of 995 amino acids. Lineage: Eukaryota; Fungi; Basidiomycota; Agaricomycetes; Polyporales; Polyporaceae. The transcript has 9 exons. The record is from RefSeq and is a predicted model, not a curated record.